Molecule: messenger RNA, 3199 nt
Organism: Gorilla gorilla gorilla (western lowland gorilla)
Lineage: Eukaryota; Metazoa; Chordata; Mammalia; Primates; Hominidae
Gene: NUDT18
Product: nudix hydrolase 18
Molecular function (GO): 8-oxo-dGDP phosphatase activity; 8-oxo-GDP phosphatase activity
Source: RefSeq, a predicted model, not a curated record
AUGAGGGUGGGCCGGCUGACGGACUCCGUCCAUCUCUCCAACUAUUGCAGAAUCUCCUUCAAGGCAGGGGUUUAUGUCCCCCACCCCACGGGCCAUGUGACAUUUAUAACUCUUUGGUGGAAUGAGAAGAAAGGUAUUUGGGAUAUGAUCAACUCCGGCAAUGCCAUUGUGUGUUUACGGCAACAGCGGGACAGUGGGUCCAAGGGGCGGCCCCGGGCCUCCGUGACGUCACCGGAUUGUCGCGUCGCCGUCGCGUACCCCGGCGGCGCAACGCGCCCUGCAGGAAAGAUGACGUCACCGUCGGAGCUCCUGCAGACCAGUGCGCGCUCGGGGAGUUGGCGAGCGGGUGGCGGCUGGGAGACGUCCCGAGCGCACGGGACUGACAGGCGGCAGAAGCCGGGCGGGGUCCGCUGGGCUCCGGACCGGUGCCCACCCAUCCCGGGCGGCCCCGCCCCCUCGGUGACUGCCGCGGGCCGACCAAUCCGGGCAGGCCGCGGCGCCGCGCAGCCUAUCAGCGGCCAGAGCUCGCGUGCGCUUCCGCGUUCGCGUGCGCUUCCGCGUUCUCGUGAGCUCCCGGCCCGCUGCCGCAGGGACUGGGAGAGGGCUCCUCGGCGCACUCUAGCCCGCGGCUCUGCUCAGUCGGUCUGCGAGGAUCCGGCCCGCCGCCCCCCGGGGGACCCGAUGGCCUCGGAGGGCCUGGCGGGGGCGCUGGCUUCCGUGCUGGCUGGCCAGGGGUCCAGCGUGCACAGCUGCGACUCGGCGCCGGCCGGGGAGCCGCCGGCGCCCGUGCGGCUGCGGAAGAACGUGUGCUACGUGGUGCUGGCCGUGUUCCUCAGCGAGCAGGAUGAGGUGCUACUGAUCCAGGAGGCCAAGAGGGAGUGCCGGGGGUCGUGGUACCUGCCUGCGGGGAGAAUGGAGCCAGGGGAGACCAUCGUGGAGGCGCUGCAGCGGGAGGUGAAGGAGGAGGCGGGGCUGCACUGUGAGCCCGAGACACUGCUGUCCGUGGAGGAGCGGGGCCCCUCCUGGGUCCGCUUCGUGUUCCUCGCUCGCCCCACAGGUGGAAUUCUCAAGACUUCCAAGGAGGCCGAUGCGGAGUCCCUGCAGGCUGCCUGGUACCCACGGACCUCCCUGCCCACUCCGCUGCGAGCGCAUGACAUCCUGCACCUGGUUGAACUAGCCGCCCAGUAUCGCCAGCAAGCCAGGCACCCUCUCAUUCUGCCCCAAGAGCUACCCUGUGAUCUGGUCUGCCAGCGGCUCGUGGCUACCUUUACCAGCAGCGCCCAGACAGUGUGGGUGUUAGUGGGCACAGUGGGGAUGCCUCACUUGCCUGUCACUGCCUGUGGCCUCGACCCUAUGGAGCAGAGGGGUGGCAUGAAGAUGGCCGUCCUGCGGCUGCUGCAGGAGUGUCUGACCCUGCACCACUUGGUGGUGGAGAUCAAGGGGUUGCUUGGACUGCAGCACCUGGGCCGAGAUCACAGUGAUGGCAUCUGUUUGAAUGUGCUGGUGACCGUGGCUUUUCGGAGCCCAGGGAUCCAGGAUGAACCCCCAAAAGUUCGGGGUGAGAACUUCUCUUGGUGGAAGGUGAUGGAGGAAGACCUGCAAAGCCAGCUCCUCCAGCGGCUUCAGGGAUCCUCUGUUGUCCCAGUGAACAGAUAGAGAGGUGGAGGAGGUGACAGGGAGCUAGGCAGCCGUGCUCCCUCCAGUGCGGACUUGUCUCCCUCUGAGGGAGGCAAGAGGCUGGUGAUCAGGGAUCUUGUUGCAUUGGGAGCAGGGGCGGCUCUCCUGGUCCCCAGGAGAGAUGCUUUGAGGAGCAUUCCUCUAGAUUGCACAAGGGACAGUGCCUUUAACCAAGCGAGGAGUCCAAAGCUCAGGACCUGACUACCCUGAGAGCACGCUGACACCUCUCCCCACGGGGAUGGGGAGCUUUCUGCACCCCUAGUGGCAUCUCCUCAUCACGUUCUGUGCUGUCCUUGGGAAAGGCCUGCAUUCUGAUCCUUCCAGGCCCUUCGAGCAUGGAGGGGCACUGGGGAAGGUCCCCCGAGGGAGGAGCACGUUGCUGAGUAAAGAGGUGUUACUCACCUUGCCUCCCUGCCUACACGUCUCUGUGGGGAGAAAGCGAUGGGGACUACUGUCCAGGAGCUGCUGCUCCCCUCGUGUUACCCACAGGCACCCAUGCCUUUCCCAGUGCACUGACAGUGCGGGCCAGUCUGCUGUCCAGCACGGCCCCUGGGGCUCCCUCCAGCUGGCCUGCUGGCCCGGGAUGUGACUCUGAGGGGACCCAUCCCUAAUGAAACACAGCUCUGAGCCCUCCAAGGGUUGGGCAGUGGGCGGCCCCAGAGGAACUUCAAGUGGGACAGGAGCUGCAGGUGCUGCCUCUGCUCUCUCCUUGAGCCUCCCUGGCGCAGACCCCUCCCCCUGGCUCUCCUGCCUCUGCCUUUUCACAACUUCAGCCCACGCCAGACCAAACCUUUUCUUCAUUUCCCCUCAGCCUCACUGAAUCAUGGUAGGAUUUUUUUUUUUUUUUUUUUUUUUUUGUAAGUGGCCGGGCACAGUGGCUCACACCUGUAAUCCCAACACUUUGGUAGGCUGACACAGGUGGAUCACUUGAGGUCAGGGAGUUCGAGACCAGCCUGGCCAACAUGGCAAAACCCCAUCUCUACUAAAAAUACAAAAAACUAGCCGGGCAUGUUGGCAGAUGCCUGUAAUCUCAGAUACUUAGGAGGCUGAGGCAGGAGAAUCGCUUGAACCCCGGAGGCAAAGGUUGCAGUGAGCCGAGCUCCAGCCUGGGUGAUAGACUUCGUCUCAAAAAAAAAAAAAAAGAACUUUGGCCAGGCACAGUGGCUCACACCUUUAACCCCAGUGCUUUCGGAGGCUGAGGCAGGAGGAUCGCUUGAAGGCAAGAGUUUGAAGCCAGCCUGGGCAACAUAGUGAGACCCUGUGUCUACAGGAAAAAGAAAAGGCCAGGCUAGGUGGUGCACACCUGUAAAUCCCAGCUAUUCAGGAGGCUGAGGCAGGAGGAUGGCUUGAGCCCGGGAGGUUGAGGCUGCAGUGAGCCAUGCUCAGGCCACUGCACUUCAGUCUGGGUGAGAGAGCAAGACCCUCUCUCAAAAGAAAAAAGAAAAGAAAGAGGAAAAAAAGAACUUUACUGAAAUUUAAGCAAAAAUCAAAGGAAAUGAACAAAUAAAAUAUAUCCAGUGUU